This is a messenger RNA of Vicia faba (fava bean), 1041 nucleotides long. The record is from the annotation of a GenBank genome assembly. Lineage: Eukaryota; Viridiplantae; Streptophyta; Magnoliopsida; Fabales; Fabaceae.
AUGUCUUCUUGUUUGAGUGGAACCGGAGCAAGAACCUACGGGUUAGACUUAGAUUUAAUUAAAUCACCACCAUGUUCAUGGAGUAGAACAUCACAAACAUCUUCUUCACCGUCUUCAACAAUCUCCGAAUCAAGCAAUUCGCCACUCGCAAUCUACACCACAAAACCUAGAACCUCGAGAAAACGACCCAACCAAACCUACAACGAAGCCGCAACGCUCCUCUCAACCGCUUACCCGAUCCUCUUCUCCAAUCCCAACCCUAAUAACAAAUUCCAUAAACCGUUAUUAUCAUCGGAAAAAACUUACGAAUCCGAUUCCUCAGAACUUCUAUUACCUUUUCGAGUAUUAAAUUCGUCUUCAUCUUUUUUACUUCACAAGCAAGUGUUUCCGUCCGAGCCUAAGCCGGUGAAACCAUGUCAGAGUCCCGGAGAGAUAAGUUCAAUGGUCAAUUUACUCGAAUUGAACGAGGAAGAUGAUUUCGAUGCGGAAUCGAUUCUCGAUGAGGAAAUUGAACAAGGCAUCGAUAGUAUCAUGGGAGGGAGAAUUCCGGAAGAUGAAUCUAACGCUGGUUCUUCAUCUUCUCAUCAUCCAUGGAUUGGUUUUGGCGGGAAAAUCGAUUUCCGUGUCGGUGCUAAAACGCCGCCGCCGGCGACGGAGAAGAAAAAGAAGAAGAAAGUGGUUGUGGUCAUGAAACAGAGCGAGGUGUCGAAAGAAACGGAAUUGCCGAAGGCGAAAAGUGGUUUGUUGUUGAAAUUGAAUUACGACGGUGUUCGGAAAGCGUGGUCCGGCCGGGGAACACCGUUCGCCGACGACAGCCCUAUUUCCGAUGUAUCGGGAAACGACGUAAAUGCGCGGUUGUCACAAAUUGAUUUAUUGUGGGAAAACGGAGGAGGGGUGAGAGAAGCGAGUGUGCAGCGCUAUAAAGAGAAGCGCCGCACGCGUCUCUUCUCUAAGAAAAUAAGAUAUCAAGUUAGAAAAGUCAACGCAGAUCAACGGCCAAGAAUGAAGGGACGAUUUGUUAGGAGGCUGAAUGAUAGAUAG